This is a messenger RNA of Vombatus ursinus (common wombat), 1836 nucleotides long. It is a transcript of the gene MSTO1, whose product is annotated as misato mitochondrial distribution and morphology regulator 1. Gene Ontology annotation, biological process: mitochondrion distribution. NCBI's taxonomy places the organism in Eukaryota, Metazoa, Chordata, Mammalia, Diprotodontia, Vombatidae. The coding region runs from base 27 to 1748 and encodes 573 amino acids. Gene Ontology annotation, cellular component: cytoplasm. The transcript is spliced from 14 exons. The record is from RefSeq and is a predicted model, not a curated record.
UGUCGGGGAGGAGCUGGCGGAGCGGGAUGGCAGGCGCGGCCCGGGAAGUGCUCACGUUGCAGCUCGGACACUUCGCUGGCUUCGUAGGGGCACACUGGUGGAACCAGCAGGAUGCUUCGUUGGGCCGUUUGGCCGGAGCCAAGGAGGUGCCCGGAGAGCUGUGCCCCGAUGUCUUGUACCGGCCAGGCCAAACCUUGCAUGGCCAGGAGACCUACACUCCCCGCCUCAUCCUCAUGGACCUGAAGGGCAGCCUGAGCUCCCUGAAACAAGAAGGUGGACUAUACCAAGACAGACACCUGGAUGCUGCUAUUGCUUGGCAAGGUAAACUCACAACCCACAAAGAGGAACUACAAGCCAAGAACCCCUUUCUACAAAACCUUCUGAGUGCAGAGGGAGUGAUGAGUAGCGAUGGUGUCUGGAGGGUCCAAACAUUUCCCAAUGGUAAAGGUAUUCCAUCACUUGCCAAAGCCUUUCCCCCCAACCCUAAAUCACUAAUCCCUCCUGAGGGCAGCAUCAAGGUCUGGUCUGACUUCCUUCAUGUGCAGCUACACCCCAGAAGUAUCUGUAUUAUCCAGAAGUACAACCAUGAUGGGGAGGCAGGCCGUCUAGAGGGCUUUGGCCAAGGUGAAAGCCUCUUAAGGGAGCCUACCUACUUGGAAGAGCUUGAGGACAGACUACACUUCUAUGUGGAAGAGUGUGACUACUUGCAGGGUUUCCAAGUCCUAUGUGACCUCCAUGAUGGCUUCUCUGGCCUAGGAGCUAAAGCAACAGAAUUGCUUCAGGAUGAGUAUGCUGGACGGGGAAUCUUGACUUGGGGGCUACUCCCUGGACCCUAUACUCUAGGGGAGCCCCAGAAAAACUUCUAUCGUCUCUUCAACACUGCCCUAGGCCUUGUGAACAUUGCUGCUCACAGCUCACUUGUCUGUCCACUGUCCCUCGGGGGUGGCCUAGGGCUUCGGCCUGAGCCUCCAGUCAACUUUCCACAUUUACGUUAUGAUGUCACACUGCCCUAUCACAGCAGUGCUCUCCUGGCUACAGCUCUAGACACGAUCACCGUCCCCUACCGACUGUGUUCCUCCUCAAUUUCCAUGGUGCAUCUGGCUGACAUGCUGAGCUUUUCUGGGAGAAAGGUGGUCACAGCUGGAGCCUCCAUCCCUUUCCCAGUGGCUCCUGGCCAUUCCCUUCCAGAUACCUUGGCCCAAUUUGGAGGGACCAUACCCUGGACUCCACUUUCUGCAUGUGGGGAGCCAAGUGGCACCCGCUGCUUUGCACAGUCUGUGGUCCUUCGGGGUGUGGACAAAACACAACAGACCAGUCAGCUCUCCCCAGGUACAUCACCAAGUUCUCCACUCCAUGCUUGCAACAGCGGAGACGAGGUGCUGGCCCAGUAUUUACAGCAGUUGCAACCUGGGGUCCUGAGCUCCUCCCAGUUGCUGCUGAGUCCAUGCAGGGUAGUACCUCCAUACCCACGAUUCUUCUCCUCACGACUCAACCAGCAGGGUUUGAUUCUAGAUGGCUCCCACAAUGGGACAGCAGUGGAGACUAUCCCUGUGCUGGCUACACUGUGUUCCUCCUCGCUGCUACAUCGGGCCUUGGGCCGCCUGGCUGGGGAAUUGGCCAACCUUGACUUGAGACGCUGGGCCAGUUUUCUGGCAGCAGGUGUGGAACAAGAUGACAUGGAAGAAACCAUACAGGAGCUGCACAACCUGGCCCAGUGUUACAAAGACGGAGAUAGCCUCAUAAACUGAGACUCUUUCAUGGACUGCGCAGCCCAGAGAGGGAAAAAUAAAGUAGUUUUCAAUAAACAUGACUGCUGGGUACAGCAGUUUCUCUCUU